UUUACUCCUUAUCUUUUAAGAAAGAUUUACUUCACGUCAUCAUGUUUUUGUGAUACAGAACUUAACCACAACUAUGACUGAAAAACAAAUAAUCUUACAUGUGGGGAAAAUUAUAUCGUAACUUCUGAUCAUAUAGCAAAAUGGGAAAACGUAAAGGAAAGAGAGGAAGAACUGCUCGAAAUGCAAGAAAAGGUAUUAAUAAUGCAGAACCAGAAGAAAUUGUGAAAGCACCUCAUUCAUUUGUAAUCAACAGAGGAAAAUUAGGGAAAAGUGCCAAUGAACUUUUACUAAAUUUUCGAAAAGUUAUGGAGCCUUUCACUGCAUCUCAUUUGAGAGUUCAAAAAGCAAAUGUGUUGAAAGAUUUCAUUCAUAUAGCUGGUCCUCUGAAUGUUACACAUUUAGUAAUUUUCACAAAAUCCUCACAAGCAAUGUAUCUUCGAAUAGCAAAAUUACCACAUGGACCCACUUUGACAUUUCAAAUAAAAGAAUAUUCACUCAUAAGUGAUGUUAUUUCAUCUCAGAAAAAAUCACUUAUGUAUGAAAAACUUUUUGAACAUCAUCCUCUACUGGUUCUUAAUAAUUUCAGUGGUGAAGGAAUGCAUUUCAAGCUCAUGACUACUACAUUUCAAAAUAUGUUUCCGUCAAUUAAUGUAAAUAAGACAAAUUUAAACACAAUAAGAAGAUGUUUACUUUUAAAUUACAAUGAAGACAAAACAAUUGAUCUCAGACAGUAUGCAAUUAAAGUUGUACCUACUGGAAUGAGCAAGGCUGUAAAAAAGUUAAUUCAAAGUAAAGUACCAAACUUGAGUCAGUAUGAUGAUAUAGGCGAUUUCCUUCAAAAAUCUGGAAAUCUUUCUGAAAGUGAAGUUGAAAUGGACACUCCUGCGAACACUGUAGUCCUGUCUCAACCCAUUUCAACAAGAGGCAAUAUUACUUCAGAGAAAAGUGCUAUAAGGUUAUUUGAAAUGGGGCCAAGAAUUAAAUUCCAGCUAAUUAAAAUUGAAGAAGGAUUGUUGUCAGGAGAAGUGUUGUUCCAUGAAUUCAUCAAAAAAACUCCUGAAGAAAUAAAAGCUAUUAAAGCUAAAAUAAAAGCUCAAAAACUUCUGAAAGAACAACGCCGAGCUCAACAGAAAAGAAAUGUAGAAAAAAAGAAAUCUGAAGCUAGUAAAGAAAAUGAAAAUGGUGGUGGUGGUGAUGAUGAUGAGCGAGCUGAAGAUCUAGAAUGGUAUCGCCAAGAAGUUGGUGAAGAACCUGAUGAGAGUAUUUUGCCUGUUUUAAGGAAACGCAAGGCUGCAAGUGUGGAACAUAAACCUAGAAAAAAAGUGAAAUUUUCUGAAGAUUUCAGUAAUAAAAAACAUGUAAAAUUCCAAAAUAGAACUCAAGGAAAGUUUCACGGACAGAUGAAAAAAAGCACAAAUUCUAAAAGAUUUGUUAAAGAAAAAAGAAGAAAAUGAUGGAAGUUCUUGUAAAUAUGAAUAAUUUAUAUCUAUUUGUGAAAAAAA
This is a messenger RNA of Argiope bruennichi, 1502 nucleotides long. It is a transcript of the gene ppan, whose product is annotated as suppressor of SWI4 1 homolog. Gene Ontology annotation, biological process: ribosomal large subunit assembly; rRNA processing. Gene Ontology annotation, cellular component: preribosome, large subunit precursor. Gene Ontology annotation, molecular function: rRNA binding. The coding region runs from base 141 to 1454 and encodes 437 amino acids. The transcript is spliced from 8 exons. NCBI's taxonomy places the organism in Eukaryota, Metazoa, Arthropoda, Arachnida, Araneae, Araneidae. The record is from RefSeq and is a predicted model, not a curated record.